Molecule: messenger RNA, 2378 nt
Organism: Syngnathus acus (greater pipefish)
Lineage: Eukaryota; Metazoa; Chordata; Actinopteri; Syngnathiformes; Syngnathidae
Product: zinc finger protein 260-like
Exons: 5
Coding region: 134-2221 (695 amino acids)
Biological process (GO): regulation of transcription by RNA polymerase II
Molecular function (GO): DNA-binding transcription factor activity; RNA polymerase II cis-regulatory region sequence-specific DNA binding
Source: RefSeq, a predicted model, not a curated record
CAGGUAAAGCGACGACGACAAAGUCGCGCUUGGUUUAAGCACUCAAACAGAAGCUUGUUGCCUUCUAUAAGAUAAACACGCAACUUAUGUGGCAUGAGCUACAUUACAACUGCAACGACGAAAGAGCUACAAAAUGUUUGCAAGGACCACAGCAAAGUACGUGGAGGAAAAGGACCGUGGUCCUCAACGACUGGAAGAUCUUUGGCUGCAGCCUUAUGUUGUGUUGCACAGAGUAGACCUCAGUGAAGCGAUUCGUCCUGAACAGCAGGAGCAAGAGCGCAUUCGCAUUAAAAAGGAAGAUGUGGGCAAAGAGGUCCACCACUUGAAUGAACAAAUGGAGCAGACAUUUCUUUGCGCUAUAAAAGAGGAGGAAGAGCCAGAGCUGCCUUGUAUUAAAGAGGAGAGAGAAGACUCCUGCGACAUUAAAGAGGAGGGAGAAGACUCCUGUGACAUUAAAAAGGAGGAAGAAGAGGAGGAGAUCUGCAAGGUGCCAUUGACUGGUGUAUUUGUGACGAGUUUAGAUGAGGGUCAACAUGAAAUGAGCAAAGGGGCGGAGCCUCCAAGCUGCAGCUCAAGUCAACAAAUGACCAGAGAAGACCUCAGUGAACAGCAGGAGCAAGAGCGCAUUCACAUUAAAAAGGAAGAUGUGGGCAAAGAGGUCCACCACUUGAAUGAACAAAUGGAGCAGACAUUUCUUUGCACUAUAAAAGAGGAAGAGCCAGAGCUGCCUUGUAAUAAAGAGGAGAGAGAAGACUCCUGCGACAUUAAAGAGGAGGGAGAAGACUCGUGUGACAUUAAAAAGGAGGAAGAAGAGGAAGAUAUCUGCAAGGUGCCAUUGACUGGUGUACCUGUGACGAGUUCAGAUGAGGGUCGACAUGAAAUGAGCAGCAAAGCGACGGAGAAACCUUUUUCCUGCUCAGUUUGUGGCCAAAGAUUCUCUAAUAGGGGACAUUUAAACACGCACACUAGAAUCCACACUGGCGAGAAACCUUUUUCAUGCUCAGUUUGUGGCAAAAGAGUCUCUCAUAGGGGACAUUUAACCAUUCACACAAGAACCCACACUGGCGAGAAACCUUAUUCAUGCUCAAUUUGUGGCAAAAUAUUCUCUGCCAAUGGAAACUUAAAAAAGCACACAAAAAUCCACACUGGUGAGAAACCUUUUUCAUGCUCAGUUUGUGGCAAAAGAUUUCCUGCGAAGAGAUCUCUAACAAGUCAUACAAGAACCCACACUGGUGAGAAACCUUUUCCAUGCUCAGUUUGUGGCAAAAGAUUCAAUGACAAGGAAUACUUAAAAAAGCACACAAGAAUCCACACUGGUGAGAAGCCUUUUUCAUGCCCAGUUUGUGGCAAAAGAUUCUCUCAGAAGGGAACUCUAACAAUUCAUACAGGAACCCACACUGGUGAGAAACCAAAUUCAUGCUCAGUUUGUGGUCACAAAUUCUCUCAGAGGGGAAAUUUAAAAAGUCAUACAAGAAUCCACACCGGUGAGAAACCUUUUUCAUGCUCAGUUUGUGGCCAAGAAUUCUCUCAUAGGGGACAUUUAAACACGCACACAAGAAUCCACACUGGUGAGAAACCUUUUUCAUGCUCAAUUUGUGGCCAAGAAUUGUCUCGGAGGGGACAUUUAAACACGCACACAAGAAUCCAUACUGGCGAGAAACCUUUUUCAUGCUCAGUUUGUGGCAAAACACUUUCUACGAAAGGAACUUUAACACUUCAUUCAAGACUUCACACUGGUGAGAAACCUUUUUCCUGCUCAGUUUGUGGCCAAAAAUUCUCUCAGAGGGGACAUUUAAAAAUGCACACAAGAACCCACACUGGUGAGAAACCUUUUUCCUGCUCGGUUUGUGGCCAAAGAUUCUCUCACAGGGGACAUUUAAAUAUACACACAAGAACCCACACUGGUGAGAAACCUUAUUCAUGCUCAGUUUGUGGCAAACUGUUCUCUGACAAGGGAAACUUACAAACGCACACAAGAAUCCACACUGGUGAGAAACCUUUUUCAUGCUCAGUUUGUGGCAAAACAUUUUCUGUGAAGAGAUAUCUAACACUUCAUACAAGAAUUCACACUGGUGAGAAAGCUUUUUCAUGCUCAGUUUGUGGCAGAAAAUUCACUCAGAAAGGAUACUUAAAAAGUCAUACAAGAAUUCACACCCGGUCACCUGCCAAAGAGUCUAUUGAGAAUUCCGAGUGUGUUGGGGAGAUGAGCUAUGAUCCGUGAAGUUUUCACCUUCUAUUUGAGCGGACUUCAUGAGUUUUUGCAUCGAUGAUAAUUCUAUUCUAUGUACCUUUUGAUUGGGAUGCUGAGCUCCUUUACCACUGUUUGUAUUUUGGUUGUAAUGAAUUUGAAAAUAAAGUUAACCGCCCUCAGGAUAAUA